CUCGGAACAGCAGUGUGCUGGGAGACAUCAGAGCGGCGAGGACGGAGCGGUGUAAGGAUGAAAGGAUGGAUGGAACGGAGGGAUAGCAGCAGAGUGAAUGCAUGCUUUAGUGCUGAACUCAGGAAACAGGAGCUUUUCAUCAAGCAGAGACUUGUUGCAUCGUUAAAGCCGGACCGGUUCAUGAUAAACAGCUGCUAAUUGCCACUAAUUACUGACGCUAAUCAGGCUGGAACACUGGAGUGUGACCUGGAGGCACGCUUACUUCUGAUCGGUUAUUACAGCAGGACAGAAUUCAGCAGGCGUGAACUUACUGAAGAGCUGAUUAUUUUCAACAAGGAAUUAAUAUCGGAUGAUGUGAAGAGAAAAUACUGGCACUAAGGCUUGGACUGUGCAGACUGUACAGUGUGUGUGUGUGUGUGUGUGUGUGUGAGAGAGAGUGAGUGAUGUCUUGGUCUUUGUAUAAUGGCAAUGAGGGUAUCAUGGAUCCUAUAUGGGCGACCUUUGUUGUGCCCAUCCCAACAUGCCCCGCCUCUUCUGCCUUUGACUCCGCCUUCAGUUGACCAUGCAGGUCCUUCAGAUCGUCAAAGAGCUGGUGUCUCCGUCUCGACGCCGCGCCGGCUCCAGGUUCGCAGCGUCUGAAGGAGAGCAGGAUGCCGCUGUGAAGUUGGAUCAGGAAAGGGCUGAAAUCGUAGCCAGAUAUGACAAGGGUGUGGAAGGUGGUUCGGUUGAGCCGUGGGAGGAGGCGAACUAUGACCUCUACAAAGUGGUGGACCGCUUCGGCUUCCUGCAUGAGAAUGAACUUCCAGCCUCAAAUGCCUUGGAGGAAAAGCAAAAGCAGCUGGAACUGGAGAGGACAGAAAAAUGGUUGAAGAUGCUGAAAAGCUGGGACAAGUACAAGAACAGCGAGAAGCUGGUAAGGAGGAUCUAUAAAGGAAUCCCACUACAGCUUCGAGGACAGGUCUGGUGUCUCCUCCUUGAUGUCCCCAAAAUAAAAGAGGAGAAGAAGGACUUCUACGAGAAGCUGAAGAUGAGAGCAAGAAGCUUGUCCCCUGAUAUUCGUCAAAUAGAUCUGGAUGUGAACCGCACAUACAGAGACCACAUCAUGUUUAUGCGCCGCUAUGACGUCAAGCAGCAGGACCUCUUCCACGUCCUCACAGCAUACUCCAUGUACAACAGGGAGGUGGGAUAUUGUCAAGGUAUGAGCCAGAUCACCGCUCUCCUCCUGAUUUAUAUGAAUGAAGAGGACGCGUUCUGGGCUCUGGUCAAACUGCUGUCUGGACAGAGACAUUCAAUGCAUGGAUUUUUUGUGCCAGGUUUUCCUAAGCUGCUACGCUUCCAAGAGCACCAUGACCGCAUCCUGAAGAAGAUGAUGCCUAAACUUAAACAGCACCUAGACAACCAGGAAGUUUUCACCAGUCUGUAUACCAUGAAGUGGCUCUUUCAGUGCUUUUUGGAUCGGACCCCUUUCACGUUAACACUCAGGAUAUGGGACAUCUACAUUCUAGAAGGAGAGAGAGUCCUGCCUGCGAUGUCCUACACCAUCCUCAAGCUCCACAAAAAGACCCUGAUGAAGUUCUCUAUGGAGGACCUUGUGGAGUUCCUCCAGGUUACCCUCUCGAAGGAUUUCUUCUUCGACGACGACUAUGUAAUCGAGCAGCUCCAGACUUCUAUGUCUGAACUCAGACGCUCCAAACUAGAGCUUCCUCCUCCAGGUAAAGAUGAGGAGUUUCCUACAAAGCCACUGGGCCAGCUUCCACCAGAGCCUGAGGGAUUGGCGCCAGACAAAGCCAAUCACAUCGCUAACGGGCGGAUGGAGGCUCUGCCGUCUCCGAGCACGGCCGUUACGGAAACAAUGGUUUCUGCAAAUGGAGACAAAAAAGACUCGGCAGAUAAAACGCCACAAAAGACAGGCAAAAGGGAAGGGACCAAAGAAGCUACACCCAAUGAGAGCGGAAAGACGCACACGUCAUCGAGCCAGAACUUGAACGUAGGUCCCGGUGGACGGAGAGACGUUGGACCACGCUGGGUAAAACCGUCCGAGGGCAGACUGGCGGCCAUGAUGGAGGGCCACAUGAACCUCGGUAGCACGGUACCCUCUUCUCCUGCCAUAUCAGUGGCCAGUGAACAGCCGCGUCAUCAUCGCCCUCGCUCCAGAGGCUUCGUGCCCGGCACUGACCGUGGCUCCAACGCCUCACAGUAUGACAAUGUUCCAGUGUCCGACGGAGAUGUUGCAGACGUUCCAUGUUUUACGACAGUUUCCGAACCUUCUCAUCAGUACAUCCCACCACCUGUUAAACAUGAAAGCCCUACACGGCCCUCUAGUGGUGGUAUCACUGCACCUACUUUCAGAAUCCCUAAAAAUCCACCCAUGCCCUUGAUGCCUGACCCUCGACAGCCUUUACACUACACCCCAGGUAUGAUGCCUGGUUAUUCCCCCUAUCCUAAAAUGCAGCCAGAAAAUCGAGCAUACGGAAUGGCAUAUGAUGAGAGGGCAUACGGUACUACAGUACGUUCCACACCCCCCAAUCGCUCGCCAGAAAAAGCCCUGAUGAAUAGCAGCUACAACACGUACCGCCGCCAGCCGAUAAAUGCAGAUUUUGUAGGCCAGAUGGACAGCUUUGUCGAAAGCGGCCAUUUCCCGAGGCAUCCUACUCGACACGUAGAUCAGCGUUAUGAGAAGCAGUGGCAAGGGCAAGGCUGGCACGGUGAGGUAGACGUGAAUGUAGCGCCCCUGCGUACUCCGGGUGGGUUACCCCGCUCAUCAAGCUUUCACAAAGCCCAGCUCUCACCUGUACAUCGAGGUCAGGAGUUCAGCUUCCCACCAGGGCCCAUCUCAGACAACGUGAUGCACUACAGAGCCGUGACCAGCAGGAAACAGAUGCCUACAGUGUUUGGAGGAGUUCCUUACCGACAAGAGGCCUUCGCCAUGCAGGAGUCGAUGCUGCUCUGAGAGAGAGAGAGAGAGAGAGAGAGAGAGAGGGAGAAAGAAUGUGAUAGGGUGAGAGAAGUAGUGAUAUGGAGAGAACAAAAAAGUAUGUUUAGUGUAAAUGAGAGAGAAUAAGAUAUGGACUCAAAAAGUGUGAGUGGAAUGGAAAAGUGAGUGUUAGUGAGAUGGAUGGAGGGAUGGAUGGAUGGAUGGAAAAUAUAAUUGCUGAUUAUCUAGAAAAGUGUUUGUGUGUGUGUGUAUGUGAGAUCUGUUUGGUUUGUCCAGUGUGUGUUUACUCGUUGUGACUCUCUGCCCUCAGCGUCUUUACUGAACCCACUUGGCAGCUCCCACCAGCUCCAGGUGUUUAUACUGAUCAACCCAUUAAGGACUGACUACAAUUUUUUUUUUUUUUUUUAAUUUGUUUUCAUUGCUUAAAUCCUAAUUGUUAACAGCAACACUUUAUUUUCAAUAUUUUUACAUUUAAUAUUGUACAGAAAGAUUUUUUUUCCCAUGUAUUUAACCAUGCUUGUCAAUAGCGUGAAUUGGAGAGAAAAGAAGAAGAAAAAUCCAUAUUAUUUUAAUAAUUUAGUUUUCCAUGAGCAUAUAAAAUCUUUAUAUGUAUAUAGUGUAUACAUAUUUUUUGAGCUCGGUUUAUUAAGUAGGGUUUUGAAUAUGAAAAGAUUGAGCUAAGAUUAGAACUAAACAGAAGUCCCUGGUAUAUAUUUCUUUUUUUUUUUUUGCACGAACCACAAAAUGUACUUUUUCUUCUUCGGUAUGGAGAGAUUUCUUUCUUUCUCUCUCUCAAGGAGAUAUGCAGUGAAGAGAGGUGUACAUUAUAACUGUGACAAUCCAGAGAGUUUGGUAAUCAUGUGAAACCCUAUAAGGAAUAACAGUUCACUUCAAAGCUCCAGCUCAGCACACUCUGCAGAAGUCUUUCCAGAGCCAGAUCAGAUCAGGAGCAGAAAAGCAGAAGAUGUCUCUCAGCUCUGAGAUAAUCACAGAACACACUCAGGGAGGGUUUUGUUACAAAAGCUGCUCUGGAAGAGAAAGUUGAGCAUCAAGACACUAUCAUCAUCUUCAUAAAAAGCAGUAUCUUUAUAUAUAACUGACUCAUUUAGCUUUAUUUAGUUGAUAUACACCAAGAUGCCAGUUUAUUAGGUACAUUUAGCUAAAGGUGUGUGAGGUCCAGUCUCACCUGCUCCUACACUUAUUAUUGUUUUCACCUGGCUGGCAUAUUAUAUGCUAAAUUGAACUGAUACACAAAAUUAGGCGGUAAACAAAAUUAGUCAGUUAAACCACUAGAAUAAAGCUUUUACAUCAUAAGAAUAAAUGAAAGCAGUAAACAUCAGGGGUCUGACUAUAUCUGAGAGCAUACCAGCUGCCAAUUUCCUAACUAUUAUGUAAGGUCUCAGGCUUCUGGAAGAUCCUAUUCAUCAUGCACAGUUCGGCUAAGAAUACUCAUUGAUCAUUUAUCCUUUUUAGUAAUACUGAAGGUGUAGAGAGCGAUUCACAAGCUUUCAUAAAGCUACAAAAUAAAGUUACCCUUAUCUUUAGGUCUCUGUUGCAGGGUUCUUCAUCGAACCUUUACAGCAGGGGUGUUUAAUUUUUUCUGCGAAGGUUUGAUGUAGAUGCAGGUUUGUAUUCCACUCAAGCAGGAGCUACACCUGACUCCACCUGGAUAAUCAGCUGAUCUUAGUUUUUACUAGACUCUCUUUAUUAGGCUUUUGCUUGGAGGUAAUGCCCCUACAGCAGCCCUUUGCAGGAAAAAUAGAAUAGACUCCUGAUUUAAAGCUCCACACAAAGAACACUUGAUGGAAACUUUUUAGUUGUACCUAAUAAACUGGCAACCUGGUGUGUAUUUGAAACAACCUAAUGUCACACUUAAUGCUGUAGCCAGAGAAAUCAAAAUCAGCAAGCAACAAAAAUCGAUCCCGAUAUUAGAUGAUAGUAGUCGAUAUACAAACUAUGAACAGCAGAUAAAUCGAUCUCGAACAUGUUUAGUGCUUUAGAAAAGCAGACAACAAAACACAUCUCGGAAAAAUAUCCUUUAAAUCAGUUCCAGUGAUCCGUAGUAUCUAGUGUAAAUAAAUUCUGCGCUCCUCCUUAAACAUCUUUCACUCCAGAAAAUGCGGAAACUGCAGUAAUUAAUGUAGAGGGACAGAGUGCUGCGGAAAGAGUGAUGCAGAGAGAACAUUCCCGAAGAAUUUGUGUACAAUUCUACAGUUUUUUAAAAAAAAUCCAUAUACUGACCAUAAUCAUGCAAAUGGUUUACUUUUAUUUACUUUAUUUACUUUUUUAUUCAGUAAAUACUGCAUUCACAGUGACGCAUUUUUCAGCAUUAGCCUGGAUGCUAAUGACCUACAGUCUGGAACUGCUAACAUCUUUUCUGGCAUCUUUUUGUACACAAAAAGCAAAGGAGAUUAUAAAUAUCCUGGAUGUGAGUAAAGAGUGUGUAGUGACACAUGUACAUGCUUCAGCUGGUCCCUGACAUUCCUACUGCUAACAAGACCUUCUCUGUUAGUCACUGUGUUUACUGCACUGCAGAAAGGUUUUCUGUUUAUGUUUUGUUUUUCUCUUUUUGUGUGCUAUGGGGACUCACUAGGCUGAAGUGUUUAGGAGAAGUAUUGAAGGGUACAGUUUGAAUGGAACAGAGCCCAUGCUGUAUUUUCCAGCUAGCCUUCUCACUGGAUAUUAACUUAUUAUGAAGUGUCUCGUACCUGUUGCACACACACACACGCCGUAUUUCAGCACCUCACCGAACAGACUACUGUAACACUCUUUUUUUUAAUUUAAUUUUAUUUUAUUUUUAAAUACAGUGUACAUCACAUUUCCAUUUUCCAUAAGAAUUGACAUUUCUUUACACGAACGUUAACUCUAAUAAUGCAUAAUAUUCCUACUGUUAUAUAAACACACACUUCAUGUGAAAUCUACUAAGCACAACUCUCAGGCUGACUCAUGUAUUCUCACACUCCAGUGUAUCGUUAGGACUACUUCAGGCCUGAGUGCGUGUGUAUAUAUUGUUCAAGAACAGUACAUUUUGAUACCGAGUUUCAGUUGUGAUUAUUCAAGCAGGAGGAUUGUUUUUCGUUUCUUUUCUUUCUUUUUUUGGUUGAAACUACUAAAUACAAAUUGAUGAUCAAAAAUGACUUUGGCUAAUAAAAAAAACCCUUCAGAUGGU
Hemibagrus wyckioides is the source of this 6104-nucleotide messenger RNA. It is a transcript of the gene usp6nl, whose product is annotated as USP6 N-terminal like. The transcript is spliced from 14 exons. The coding region runs from base 563 to 2950 and encodes 795 amino acids. The record is from RefSeq and is a predicted model, not a curated record. NCBI's taxonomy places the organism in Eukaryota, Metazoa, Chordata, Actinopteri, Siluriformes, Bagridae.